Molecule: messenger RNA, 1593 nt
Organism: Opisthorchis viverrini
Lineage: Eukaryota; Metazoa; Platyhelminthes; Trematoda; Opisthorchiida; Opisthorchiidae
Exons: 5
Coding region: 13-1398 (461 amino acids)
Source: RefSeq, a predicted model, not a curated record
GCGUUCUAGUCCAUGAACCCCUAUUCAUUUAAACGAUUUCUUCAGAAUCCAGAACGUCGUAGGCACCCAGUUCAACUGGUCCGCUCAGAUGCCAACAGUGUUAUUGUUCAAGGAGAUCUUCCUGACUGUGUACAGAAUCAGCACACUGCUUUAUCUUCGCCAACACCUGAUAUAAACCCGUCACAUGUACAGCCGGCAGAGACGAUCUCAACUACUAGCUUGGGGUUUUCAAGCGCGAUUCACAGGUCACCUCAGGAAAUUCUUGGCACAUCAGCCUUCACGCAAACUUCUCACCCGAGUGAAGUUACCGCCCCACAAAGAGGUGUGACUUCCCCAUCUACUGCGCCUUUACCUGAUGUACACCCCAGCAAUUUUGUUGAGGAUUUGCCUCCCCUAGUGCGUUGCACCUCUCAUAGUGCUUGGACUACUCAUACUCUUGAUAUUUUAUCCGGUGGUCUGCCAGAUUUUAUUUCUGAUGAACGCCAAGAAAACCGCGAACAACUGUUCUCAGAAGCAGAAUCUUCACGAUAUCAGUUUCCAGUGAUUUCUCCCAACACACCUUUCUUCGAUAGUUCUUCACACAGCUCUUCCUUACCAUUACUACCAGUGGAGGAGACAUCCACGGUAGGUAGUGGCAACCAAUUUUUAUGUCGUUCGCAUGAGCACUUGCUGGAACCACCUUCCUCCCCAUCACAACCCGGAAUUACUCAGCUACUCCGUAACGAGCCUGCCGCUACCUUGAACGGGGUCACUAACGUUCCUGACGCUACCGAUGGCUUUUCAGUAUUACCCCAACCAGAUGUUCCAGUGAUCGGACCCGAACAGCAUCGGUAUAUCAUCAAUUCAGUAACAUCUCGUCAAAGUGAACUGGAGAAAGAAUUGGACCAAACCAGGAGGUUACUUAUAGAGCGCGAUAGAGAACUUAUUACAGUUCGGGCACAGACCGAAGUCCUGUUGCGAGAGGCGGAGCUACGAAUAAAGUCGUUGGAACACGAUUUGGCUAAGGAGAAGCUUCGCUCAGCACGAGGACACUGGGCCUUUGUUCAAUUGCGAAACCAUUUCUCAGUCAACGGUGAAGGUGUCCCCACGAAUCUCCGACUGCCUGUCACAACCGAUUCUUACGCAGAGGUGGACGAGGCCGUACCCGUUCCUGACAGCUUCAAUGUUAUGUUAUCUGGAUGUUGUACAACGGAUCCUGGACGCCCACGCUCUCCUACAGAAAUACCGAUAGCUGCGGACCGGCAGGAGCCUGGCGGGAUAGCGGAGGGUGAUGUGCUGACGUCUCUAAUGCGUUACGCCGAACCGCUGGCCACCGAAAACGAACAAUUCCAAACGGAAUCAGUGCAUGAACCGGAUAAUAUUGAGGAAGGUGUUCAUCGAGAUGUCCACCCGAUGUAAACUUUACCUUAAGGUGUAAGGACCGGCGAUUUACCAUGCCUCCUCCAUUUCACAGAAUUUAAGUAACCCAAUCCUUUGCCAUGUAAACGACAGAAGCAACUGUGAUAAAAAACAUUACCUGUUGGUCCCGACUUAAAACAGAACUUUUGAAAUUGUUUUUCCUCAUUCACCUAUAUUGUUGUGAUGAGAAUUGCG